AUGUCCUCGAACGAUUCAAUGAACCAAGCAUCUCCAAUGAAAUCAUUCUGGAAAUCGAUCCGAGAAGAGAUCCGGCAAGUCCCCGCUCUGCAGUCUUCUCAGACACGCCAACGCAUAGCAAACGACGAGAAAGACCAUGAGCGCCAAUCUUCCAAGGCGGCCGAGAAGCAGCGCCGUGAAGACGAAUAUGAACGACUCAACCUCAAGGAGAAGGUGGUGCACGGACUGAGCCGCGUCAAAUGGAAUCCUGCAAACCAGGGUGCUGCAAGGAAGGUUCUCGAGAAGGACGCGAUAUUGGAAGCAGCCAUCGUGUCUCGCAUGGCAUCGGACGACAAAGACCGCUCUCAUUGA
Molecule: messenger RNA, 351 nt
Organism: Dissoconium aciculare CBS 342.82
Lineage: Eukaryota; Fungi; Ascomycota; Dothideomycetes; Mycosphaerellales; Dissoconiaceae
Exons: 2
Coding region: 1-351 (116 amino acids)
Source: RefSeq, a predicted model, not a curated record